Molecule: messenger RNA, 336 nt
Organism: Verticillium dahliae VdLs.17
Lineage: Eukaryota; Fungi; Ascomycota; Sordariomycetes; Glomerellales; Plectosphaerellaceae
Exons: 2
Coding region: 1-336 (111 amino acids)
Source: RefSeq, a predicted model, not a curated record
AUGUCGACGACCGUAACGAUACCAGCCCCCGUCAUUAGGCCUUUAGAAGCGUCCGAUCAAAAUGCGGCCCAUCAACAGAUGGCUCUAGGUCGACUCGAGGCUGAGCCCGCUCAAACCCAUCGCUCUGUCUACACUGGAUUCACCAACGUACAGAAGAACUCAAUCACCUUCUUCGUCGCCUGUUGCGGUCUUAUCGCCUCCAUGUCUACGACGAGCAUCCUUGCUGCCGUUCCGGAAAUCACCGACACGUUUGACACGACACCCACGGUUAUCAGUGUCAGCAAUGCCUUUGAGAGACGUGCACCGAUCCCGGAAGACUCACGGCAACAAGGCUAA